AUGCCGAGUGUGAUGCAGAAUUACGAGGAUCUGCAAGCGGAGAUGCUUUCGGAUUUGACUCUUUCACUGCAAGGAAUGAAGAAGUUGGUGGUGGGGUCACCGCCGUCGGCGCCGAGAGAUGUGCAGGAAUCUUCCGCUGGGGUUGAUGGAGGUGUUUGUGCGAUAUGCCAGGAAGAGUUCGAGGAUGGAAACGAGGUAAGGAUCACGGAGUGUGGUCACAACUACCAUCUGAACUGUAUCUGCAGAUGGCUUGUGUCAGAGAAGCAGCAUUACCCUAUUUGUCGAGUUGAGUUGCUUCUGCACUCAACAGUGUAA
Molecule: messenger RNA, 315 nt
Organism: Nelumbo nucifera (sacred lotus)
Lineage: Eukaryota; Viridiplantae; Streptophyta; Magnoliopsida; Proteales; Nelumbonaceae
Product: putative E3 ubiquitin-protein ligase ATL44
Molecular function (GO): ubiquitin protein ligase activity
Source: RefSeq, a predicted model, not a curated record